AUGGUUUCAAGAAAUUAUAGACCAAGUAUGGAAAAGUCUAGUAUUGAUUUGAAUCGUGAAACAUCAUCGACAUAUGUCUCUGAAACCCAACCUGAACAUAGUGUUGAAGGGUUGGAAAAUGAUGCCAUUGUGGGGAAUGACCAAACUUCUACACAUUUCUGGGCUCGGAUCGCAAAAUACUACAACACCAACCAAAAAGGCGAGCAAGCAAAAACUGGAAGGCAAUGCAAAGAUCAUUGGAACAAGAUGAAUCAAAAGGUGGCGCAUUUCAAUGAGUGUUAUAAACGAGUACAACAAGCACAUCACAGUGGUUGGUCUGAUGAGCAAAUACUUGAGAAUGCACAUCAAUUGUACAAAUCUGAAAAUAACAACUCAAAUUUUCUGCUUGUGGACUGUUGGAGAUUGCUAAAGGAUGAGCCAAAAUGGAAUACAAUGUACCAACCAAAAGGUGGUAAGAGAACAAAGGUGUCAGAUACAGGGGCAUUUACUUCUUCUUCCAAUGCAGACAUCAGUGAUGAUGAAGUAUGUGAAGUGCGCCCUAUUGGCCAAAAGGCAGCAAAGAGAAAAGGGAAGGAAAAAAAAGACACACAUGCUAGAUUUAUAGAGAUUAGUGAACGGAAAGCAUCUGCAUUGGAAAAAUUGGUGGCGAUAAAGGAGAAAGAGGCAGAAGAUAAUAGGAUGACAAAAUACAUGGACUAUCUCAUCAUGGACACGUCGCAUAUGACUCCUGAACAAAAGAAAGAUCAUGAAAACUUGUGUACUUAUAUUAAGAAUAAUAUCCUGAAGUUGUAA
Messenger RNA from Humulus lupulus (European hop), 792 nucleotides. RefSeq lists its product as uncharacterized. The transcript is spliced from 2 exons. NCBI's taxonomy places the organism in Eukaryota, Viridiplantae, Streptophyta, Magnoliopsida, Rosales, Cannabaceae. The record is from RefSeq and is a predicted model, not a curated record. Bases 1 to 792 code for a protein of 263 amino acids.